AUGACUUGCGAGGCAUCACGUUUGGAAGCGGUAGAUAUGCACAUGGUUGUGCCCAGCCCAGGAUCACCGCCCGGCAUGAGUUCAUCAAAGUCUUCAAAAACCUCCUCUCUCCAGUCCUUCGGGUCCGAUGACGACAACAGCGUACUGGCUGAUGCCGGCCACUUUGAGGAGAUCGGACUGGAUGAUGAUACGGUCACGGUCGACAAUGCGCAUUCUCGCGACAUCAGCCAAGUCAAGUCCAACCCUAACCCCUACAGCUCGUCCUAUACCGCCGAUCUACGCGCACAGUCGACGAAGCACGUCGGUCCCACGAUCCAUCCUUCAUCCUCAAGCAAUUCCAGACAACUGGGCCCGGCGCGGCAACAGCGAGACAUCACGGCCAUGCCGAAGGGCCGCCCGGCAUUCCCAGGGAUCAGGACACAAUUCAGGGACACGAGCACGCAGAACCUCGGCAGCAUUGGUCCACAGCGCCAAACGAGCCCCUUACCAAUUCGCAGCUUAUCAGCGCGGUCCGCCUCCGCCAUUGGGCACAGUCGACGGCAGCGUAGCCCCAGCCCGAACUUGUCUCUCCGCUCGCUCAGCCCCCGUGACCCUAACGUUGGUCCAAAGCCGAGGAGGGGUAGUUGGCAGUCGACGAUCGAACGCAAAUCGGUUAUAGAGCUGGAAAAGGAAUGCGACGACGAUGACGACAACAUCCCGGACGGCUUUAUCCUGGACAACAUCCCUAUUUCACCUCGUCCGCCCAUGGCACGACCAGCUAGUCGUCCGGUUUCCGCUGCUGCGUCCCCCGAACGCCAACCCAAGGAGCGUGUGCGCAGUGUCGGCAACGGCACGCCAGCCAUUGCCACAGCGCAAGGGUGCUUACGCUCUCCGUCGUGGAGAUCCGAGGUCUCCUCUACCGAAUCGCUGCCAUCUCCCGGCGUUCCCUCUCCCUUGAAGGGCCGGGCCAAGAGCUGGAACUCGGCUCUUUCGGAGCUGAGUGCUGAAGCCAAGGCCUUGACCGAGAAGCUCGAGGAGCGUGCUGAUGAACUAGACAAGAAUGGCAUUUAUGGCAGUGCUAUAUCGCGCCCAAACGUCAAGCCACGCGUCAAGUCUGCUCUGGCCGAGCUCCCGCCACUCCGCAGGACCAACAUAAUGAUUGAUCCUUUGCCCAUCUCCAAAGAGAAGGAGGCGGUUCUCUCACGCACUCGGCCCUCGUGGUUGCCACCAAAGGACCCUGCAGAAGAGAAGAAACAUCUAAAAGAGUAUCAGAGAUUAAUGGCGAACAGCAUCGAAGCCGAUAAGCGCCGUGAGGCUGCCAAAAAAGAGAAAGAGAAGAGCAAGGAUGCGAUGGCCAGCAAUCUGACACGCGUCUGGGAGCAAGACGUUCUGCAGCGAUGGAAUGAUGCCAUACGCGAGCGCCGGACCCGCGAGCUAUGGUGGAAAGGUGUGGCUCCGCGAGCCCGUGGCACCGUCUGGUCGCAAGCCAUCGGCAAUGAAUUGGGCCUGACCGACACAAGCUUCCAGGCAGCGCUUGCGAGGGCCCAUGAAACAGAGAAACGAAUCGCUGACGGCAAUGCGAGCACCGAGGAUGAGCGAAAGGCGGAAUGGUUCAAGCACAUCCGAUCUGACGCGCAGAGCGUAACCUGGGCGGAGCUGAAGAUCUUCCAGACAGGUGGGCCUCUGCACCAGUCCUUGGUAGACGUUCUCAGCGCAUACGCCAUGUACAGGAGCGAUAUUGGUUACGUGUCCGGGUGCAACACUAUUGCAGCUAUUCUUCUGCUGAAUCUACCAUCAGCAACGAUGGCUUUCAUAGCUCUGGCCAACAUACUCAACCGCCCGCUCCCAUUAUCGUUUUAUGCCUCGGAUCAGGGUGCAAAGGCAAGCGCAUACAACCUGCUACUCCAAACCUUGUCUACGAAGGCUUCACAGCUCCACAAGCAUCUCACGAGUGAUGAUCUCGGACUGGACCCUGACGAGUAUUUACAUGGCAUGUUUACGGCCUUGUUCACGCAGCAUGUGUCACUGGACGAAUGCACCCGACUGUGGGAUGUCUACGUAUUUGAGGGCGAUGCUGUUCUUGUCAGAGCUGCUGUUGCUCUACUCAUGGAACGGGAAGGCUUACUGCUCACGGCUACAAAUUGUGCGGACGUUAUGAAGAUGCUCGCACAGGGUGGCCAGAGGACGCUGCAAGGGCGUGAGGACGAUUGGAUGAAACGAGUUCGCGAGGCCGGCAAGGCUUGA
Neoarthrinium moseri is the source of this 2223-nucleotide messenger RNA. RefSeq lists its product as uncharacterized. The record is from RefSeq and is a predicted model, not a curated record. Lineage: Eukaryota; Fungi; Ascomycota; Sordariomycetes; Amphisphaeriales; Apiosporaceae. Bases 1 to 2223 code for a protein of 740 amino acids. The transcript has a single exon. Gene Ontology annotation, biological process: activation of GTPase activity. Gene Ontology annotation, molecular function: GTPase activator activity.